GAACAACCUCUGUCUGAAAAACCCUGGAGCAUUGCUCCAGUCAGAGUAGACAUUACUGUGCUAGAUGGGCCAAUGGCCUGACUCUGUCGUAUAAGGCAGCUUCCUGUUUUCCUAAGAUCUUGUACAGUACUUGUUCUGAAAGCCAAAGAACAGAGUCUGAGCAACCAAAGAAGAGAGUCUGAGCAACAUGAUCAGUGAGUCACACAGCUAAUGAUAAGCCCUCUGACAAAAGAACACAGAGAUAGGUGUGACACACCUAAGAGAAAAGUGUCUCAGUGGAUGAGAGUGCUGGGGAUGAUACAUGAAGAGAGGCAGCUGGACAGAACUGGGGAGUUCUUGGGAAAGGCAGCUCCAAAUCCAGAACUGGAAGCAGUUAUAAGGCAGUACGUCUUGAUAGUGCCUGCAGUACUGCAAAACAGUGUUUCCAAUGAAGCCUGUGUGCAGCUCUUGAACCUCAAUGAGACAGUCUCCCUCAGUGUUGUGCUGGAAUACAAGAAGAAUGACUCUGCUCUUUGGAAGGGGACUGUGGACAAGACUGCCUUCUCCCACUGCUUCAGUUUUGAGGUUCCUCCUGCUGCUGCUGACCCUCUAGGUUUCAUAGUUUUAUCUGUCAAAGGCUCCUCAGUCAGCUUCCUAGAAAGGAGGUCUGUGGCUAUUCGAAACAUAAGUACAACUACCUUUAUCCAGACAGAUAAGCCGAUCUACAGACCUGGCCAGAAAGUGAUGUUUAGAGCAGUUACUCUGGAUAUUAAUUUCCGGCCAGUUAAUAAAAUGUUUCCCUUGAUAUAUGUGCAGGAUCCUCAAGGCAAUCGGAUUCUUCAAUGGCAGAAUCAAAUGUCUUCCCGCUACAUCCUCCAGUUAGAGUUUGAACUAUCUCGCUUUCUAAACUUGGGAAAUUAUCAGAUCAUUGUUGAGGAUACAUCUACAUCAUCUACCAGUCAAUGGGUCAGAGUUGAAGAAUAUGUGCUACCACAGUAUGAAGUAACAAUCAAGGCACCACAGAGGAUUUCUCCUUUUGCUGAAGAAUUCAAAGUAGACAUCUGUGCUGUGUAUAACUAUGGCCAACCUGUCCAGGGAACAGCUCAGCUCAGAGUGUGUAGACAACACUAUUACAAUCCAAGAUGCAAUGAAGAUUCCAGUGGGAUUUGUGAAGCUGAUAGUGCAAAGCUGGGCAAAGAUGGCUGCAUCUCUAGGCUGAUCAGCACUAAAGCGUUCCGUCUUUAUGCAAAUCAGGGUGUGAAUCGUUACUUUUUCAUGUCCCUUCAAGUUGAGGGAGUCGUCACAGAGAAUGGAACAGGUGUCCAGAUCUCCAGCUCCAGCUACAUCUCCGUCUACCAAGCGAGGAAAACCAUAAUUUUAAAUAACUUAAAUAGCUACUAUAAAAGAGGAAUUCCUUACACUGGACAGAUCCAGCUGAGAGAUGAGAAUGAAGUGCCAAUUGCAAAUGGGCUUAUCAACCUACAACUCAAUGGAGAAGUUGUGGCUAACUACACUACAGACCAGAAUGGCAUUGCUAAUUUCUCCAUCAAAACUUCUGACCUUCAUGAGCCUUCCUAUAAGUUGAAAGCUGUCUAUCAAUCAGAUCAAUGCAGUGACGAUUGGUGGCUGGAAACAAACAACGUAGAAACCUAUGAACAUUCCAUAGGGCGCUUUUUCUCCCGGACUAACAGCUAUAUGCAGAUAGAGCCUGUGUUGGAGGAACUGAAAUGUGACCAGCAAAGACCUGUCACUGUGCAUUAUAUCCUGAACAAAGAUCAAGAUGGGGAUAUGAGGACCUCCCUAGUUAACUUCUAUUAUGUUAUGAUAACCAAAGGCAAAAUUGUUGAAGGUGGUAAAAAGCAAGUCCACAUUCAAACUGGACGAUAUGGCAGAUUUUCACUCCCACUAAGCAUUAGUCAGAAGCUGGCUCCAAGAACAACCUUGUUGGUUUACACCCUGCAUGAUGAGUUGGUGGCUGAUAGUAUCUCUUUUGUGGUUGAAAGGUGCUUCAGAAACCAGGUCAGUCUGCAGCUCUCAGAGAAGCAAGUACUCCCUGCAUCCAAUGUCGGCCUCUACCUCAGUGCUGCUGCCAAUUCCUUAUGUGCCUUGAGAGCUGUGGACAAGAGUAUCCUGCUGUUGAGUCCUGGAGCAGAUCUGACUCCUGAGAGUGUGUACUACCAGUUUCCUUACCUUGACUCUUAUGGUUAUUACUAUAACGGGCUGAACCUGGAAGACUACCCUGAAGAGCCAUGUGUUAAGCAGAAAAACACCUUUUUUGAUGGCAUGUACUACAUACCUGUGAAUGUUACCAACGAUGGGAGUGUCUUUGAUAUUUUCAGGAACCUGGGACUCAAGGUUUUCACCACCUCUAAACUACAGAAGCCUGUUGUGUGCAAGGAUGAUUUUGAGUGCAAGAGAAUCUCCACCACUGAGAAACCUGAUGUAGGAAUUGAAAGCAAGGGAGGUGCUGCUUUUGGUGACCGUUUUGGUGCUACAAUUGAGACAGUGAGGACUUAUUUUCCUGAAACUUGGAUCUGGGAUUUGGCUCCGGUUGGUACUACUGGUAUGACCAAUCUCUCUUAUACUGUGCCCGAUACUAUCACGGAAUGGGAAGCCAACGUGUUCUGUGUGAAUGACAAAGUUGGAUUUGGCAUCUCGAGACCUGCUUCCUUGAGAGUUUUCCAGCCAUUCUUUGUUGACAUGAGUAUGCCCUAUUCAGUGAUCCGAGGGGAAAUCUUCUCUCUUAAAGCCAAUGUCUUCAAUUACCUGAAUGGGUGCAUUGAGAUAAGUGCUGUACUAGGAGAGUCCCCAGAUUACAAAGCAGAAAAUCUGUCAUCAGGCGGCUUUGCAAGGAUAUGUGCUAAUGAAAGAAAAACCUAUACCUGGACAAUUACCCCUCAGAAGCUGGGUUCAGUAAAUUUCACAGUUACUGCUGAGGCCAAACCAAGUGAGCUGAGUGUGGGAAGAAGAGACACAAUUGUCAAGCCACUUCUGGUUGAGCCUGAAGGCAUCAAGAAGGAAGUGACCCAGAGCUCUUUCCUCUGUACAAAUGACACAACAAUUAGUGAAUCAGUGACCAUAAAGUUGCCUGAAAAUGUGGUGCAAGGAUCAGCCAGAGCCUCCUCUACUGUCCUUGGUGAUGUUCUUGGCACAGCCUUGAGGAGCGUGGAGAAUUUGCUCAAGGUGCCCUAUGGAUGUGGAGAGCAGAAUAUUGCCAUGUUCCUGUCCAAUUACAUCAUAUUGGACUAUCUGAAUAAGACAAACCAGCUGACAGAAGAGAAAAGAUCCAGGAUCACUGGAUUCUUAUCUUCUGGAUACCUGAACCAACUAGCAUUCAAACUCUCUGAUGGAUCCUUCAGUACUUUUGGCAGCAGGGAUGCAAAAGGAAACCUUUGGCUCACUAGCUUAGUCUGCAAAGCAUUUGCACUGAGCAGGAACUCCAUAUAUAUAGAUUCAGAUAUCCUGUCCCAAGCUGUUAUCUGGAUUGCAAGCCAACAAGAGUCAGAUGGCAGCUUUCUACCAACGGGGAACAUCUACAAUAAUGCCUUAGAGAUGGAUGGAACAGAUGAAAAAGUUGUACUUACAGCCUUUAUAACCGCAUCUCUGCAGGAGACGGGACUUCCCAGUGCGUAUUCGGUGGUGAAAAAUGGUCUCUCCUAUUUGGAUGCUGUUAUGAACAAUAAUGUUGAGAGCACCAUGGAAAAGGCUUUCCUGGCCCAUGCAUUUUGCUUAGCUGGCAGAGUGGAGCACUGUGCAUCUCUCCUGGAGAACUUGAAAGCAUCUGCUCGCAAAGAUGGUGGUUUGGUGUCCUGGGAAAGAGCAAAGAGACCCAGAGCAGAAAACGUGCCCUCCUUCUAUUCUCGUGCUUCAUCUGCUGAGGUUGAGAUGAACAGCUACAUACUUCAGGCCUUGCUCAGGAAGCCCAACAUAUCCAAGGAGGACAUGAUGUUUAACGCACACCUUGUACGGUGGAUUUUGAGGAAUCAGAACUCCAAUGGAGGCUUCACUUCGAGUCAGGAUUCACCUGUGGCUCUCCAAGGUUUAUCGCAGUUUGGGAUCCUCACCUUCAGAAAAAACAUUCAAAAUACAGCACGUAUCAGCGGUGAGGGAUCUUUCAGUAAGGUUUUCCAGGUGAACCGUGAAAACAGCAUUCUGCUGCAGCAAGCUGCAUUGCCCAAAGUCCCAGGGAACUACAGUGUGGAGGUGACUGGCUCUGGAUGUGUCUACAUACAGACAACCCUAAACUACAACGUCCUCCUGCCUACACAGGCUUCUGGGUUUGCUCUGGCUGUGGAGACAAGAAAUGCUUCCUGUACAGGCAACUUCCUGCCCAGAUUUGUCCUUGUCCUGACAAUGAAGUACACUGGAAUACGCAACACAUCUAACAUGGCCAUUCUUGACAUAAAGAUGCUGUCUGGCUUUGUCGUGGUCCCUUCAUCUCUACAAAAGCUUCAGAAGAAAGUGAUGCGCACAGAAACUAGGAAUGACCAUGUGAUGUUAUAUCUGGAGUCUGUAUCAGCAAAGCCAAUUACUCUGUCAAUCACUGUAGAAGAAAGCCAUCCUGUGGCCAACAUGAAGCCAGCUGAAGUUCGUAUCUAUGAUUAUUAUGAAACAGAUGAGUAUGCGCAGGCUGAAUAUUACAACCCUUGCCAGCUCAGACUGGAACCUUCGGCUUCAGACUGAAAUUGCUCAAGAGACAGCACUAUCCUUGAGCCUAAUCUGGAUCAGGAAGUCAUUCCAGAAAAUGUCCAAAGAAAAUACUCUGGAUGGUAGCGUAACGUAGGCAGAGACCUAGUUGUAAACUUUCUCAAGAUCCAGAUCAAUAUUUUGAUUGUUUUACCCGCUGAAUAAAAUAUCUGAUUGUGACAGCCAUUCAGAUAGGCCUCUGCUCUGUUGCUGUCUUUAAAAAAAAAAAGCCUUUAUUAAAAACAAUCCAGAAUUAAAAA
Messenger RNA from Hemicordylus capensis (graceful crag lizard), 4925 nucleotides. Its product is annotated as ovostatin-like. NCBI's taxonomy places the organism in Eukaryota, Metazoa, Chordata, Lepidosauria, Squamata, Cordylidae. The record is from RefSeq and is a predicted model, not a curated record. The coding region runs from base 211 to 4662 and encodes 1483 amino acids. Gene Ontology annotation, cellular component: extracellular region. Gene Ontology annotation, molecular function: endopeptidase inhibitor activity. The transcript has 38 exons.